AUUGAUAGGGGUUUUAAAAUACCCAAAACCAACAAACCGAUUGUGUUUCCUCGUUGGAGUCGUUUCUCAUUUCUCCUAGACCUCGGACAGAUGGUUUAGGCCUCCCGAAUCUGUCAGUUAUCGUUUCAAUUCUCAUGAGGUUUAAGCUUUGAUGCCUCUGCACUAAAGUUGAAGCAGCACGUUUUUGGCUCUCUCCAACAGUAUGGCUUUGGCAAUAUAGUCAAAUUACAGCCGAGCCAGAGGACCACGUGUAUGAUAAAGAACUCAAGGUUAGUACAGAUUGUAAGAGAGAUGAUGGAGAACCAGACUCAAAAGAAGGCCCAUUUACAUUACGAUCACACCGAUGCUUGCAAGUACUCUAGGUGGACUGCUAGGGAAUCUUAUGAAUUCAUGCAUGCUAGGCCAUGGCAACGAGUUCUUGAUUUCUAUUCAAAUAUCGUUAAUGGUCACAUGUCAUUGUCAACAUUGUUUGGAACUGUGAUUCAUUCUAUUCAUGAUGAUGGUGAUGUGGAGUCUGAAUCUACUAGUGUUCCAACUGAAAACAGAACUGGAAGGUGGGCUAGAGUAACAUUCAAAAUAAUUGUGUCAUACCAUGGUGGAUCCUUUGAUGGGUGGCAGAAGCAACCUGGCUUGAAUACUGUUCAAGGUUUAGUUGAAACAUCUCUUGGAAGAUUUGUUGAUGACAAGAAAGCUCAACAAUUGAAGGACAAGGGAUCACCAAUAGAAGGGACGUCUUUAGUUGCUGGGCGCACUGACAAAGGAGUGACAGCUCUUCAACAAGUUUGCUCUUUCUAUACUUGGAGGAAGGAUAUUAAACCUCAAGAUAUUGUUGUUGCCAUUAAUGAAGCUGCACCAGGAAAGCUAAGGGUUGUAUCUGUUGAUGAAAUGUCAAGAGUGUUUCAUCCUAAUUUCUGUGCCAAAUGGAGGCGCUAUGUGUAUAUUUUCCCUUUAAAUGAUGGAGAGGAGGAUGUUGAGUAUACAAAUUCCAGAGACUUUCAAGGCAAUCAAAUAUAUGAGUUUUGUAAACACAUUGGUGAGGAGAUCAUUGAAGAGUUUCAUAAAGAUGAUGUCGGUGGUGUUGAAUGCCAGAAGAAACCAACGACGUUUAAAAUAAGCAAGGUGAACCAACUUUUGCAUCAAUUAGAAGGGAAAUUAUUAUCGUAUAAGGUGUUUGCACGAGAUACUAAAGCUUCUAGAAACAUUGGUCCUCCGACUGAGUGCUUCCUCUAUCACGCCCGUGCUUCUGAAACCAGAUUACCGUUUUCUGAUUUGGAUGGAGGAUACACAAAGGCAAUGUGUGUUGAGUUGGUUGCUAACCGUUUUUUAAGGAGGAUGGUUCGAGUUCUCGUGUCAACAGCAAUUAGGGAAGCAGCAGCUGGUGCAGACGAUGAUGCAUUGAUAAAGCUAAUGGAUGCCACAUGCAGACGUGCAACCGCUCCACCAGCACCACCUGAUGGCCUUUGCCUUGUUGAUGUAGGUUACACAGAUUUCGAUCCACAAAUUUGCCUCAUCUCUUGAGGUAACCUUAUUAUCCAAAUUGCUGAGAUGCUAGUUCCCGACUUUUGGAUUAACUAACCCUAGUAUGAUGAAGACAUAGGAGUUUAAAACUCACAUGCUUCAGUAGAUCCCAUGAAAGAGUUCGAUUGAGUAGAAGAUGCCUUUAUUUAUUGUUGAUGAACAUCCCAUCCAGUGUAUUCAGUUAUUGUGCGAAAUUCCAUGGUUCUCUGUCCCUACUUUUUUUAAUUUUGGAAGAAGAAAAAGAAGCAGGUUACUUUUUGUACUUCAUUGUUUUAGAGACUGUCUGGUAGCGCAUUGUGUUUACUUUCAUUUUGUUUCACCACCAUCGGUUGAUGUAUGUGUUCAAUUGGGUGCCAUAAGCUCUAUGUCCGA
Messenger RNA from Rhododendron vialii, 1890 nucleotides. RefSeq lists its product as uncharacterized. The coding region runs from base 253 to 1518 and encodes 421 amino acids. Gene Ontology annotation, molecular function: pseudouridine synthase activity; RNA binding. The transcript is spliced from 2 exons. NCBI's taxonomy places the organism in Eukaryota, Viridiplantae, Streptophyta, Magnoliopsida, Ericales, Ericaceae. Gene Ontology annotation, biological process: tRNA pseudouridine synthesis. The record is from RefSeq and is a predicted model, not a curated record.